CAAAGCUGCUGACUUGUGGAACAUUCAGAACCGAGCCAUCCAAAAAUGUUGACAAAAAUUUUAAUCAUCGCCUUUGCAGUUGUAGGCGCUUCGGCUAAUCUCAAUUUCCAAAAUUGUGGAUCACAAUCAAACAUUCAGGCUCUUAGGAUUCGAGGUUGCGAUUCGCUACCGUGCACGUUCGUAAGAGGAGGUUCGUACUACGGCGAAAUAGAUGUUGUUAAAGCGGUAGCCACUCCAGUUUUACCGACCGAGCUUUUUGUAGUACCCGGAUUCCCGUUUCCUGCAAUACGAAUUUUUGAGGGAGAUCUAUGCGGAGAAAUUAUUGACGGCUCUUGUCCUACUGUAGCUGGACAGUUCCACAGAAUUAGAAUCUAUAUCGAUAUACCAGCAACUGGUUUGCCACCGGUGAACAGUAUCAAUGUAAGAAUUGUAGUAAGAGAUGGUCAUGGCCAAACGCAAAUGUGCAUACAAUUUGGAGUGAGUGUGGACUGAACACGAAUGCGCUAAGUUCUCUUUAAAUAUUUAAUAAAACUUGUUUUUACUGCAAAUCAG
Bradysia coprophila is the source of this 552-nucleotide messenger RNA. RefSeq lists its product as uncharacterized. The record is from RefSeq and is a predicted model, not a curated record. Lineage: Eukaryota; Metazoa; Arthropoda; Insecta; Diptera; Sciaridae.